GAUAGCCUAUGUACCCAUGUUUGUUCUGUUCAACUGUUUAUUCAAAACCAUGCAGAGUUAAAUUGAUGACAAAAUGCUAGAAAAGCAAAAUUUGAGGAUUUUUUAAAUGAAUUUUGGUUAUCCAACUAUUCCCUAUAUGAGGAUAAUUUUCCCAAUAUGAAUGGCCCCGGCCCCAGUCCCAAAAAGUGGUGUGAGAGCCCUGGCGUCCGCUCUGACUCUCCCAUAUAAGUCAUAAUAUAGAAGCGGGGGUUAGAGUUGGAGGAAUCUCGGAUUAAUUUUUUCACUGUUUCCACAACAAAACAUUCCUGAUUAAUAUUAAUAACUACCUCCUGGCCUUGAGAUCAUCAAAAUUGCCGUCUAUUUAUACUGCCAUUUUGGUUUGCAGGAUAAUUUGGCCAGCGCACUUUGUGCAGAUGUCAACUACGAGAUUACUUGACAGAGGAGUGCUUCUGAAAACUGUUAAGAUAUUUAUUGAAGCUUCAAAAUUCAAAGGAUGAUGGACCAAAAGUCUGAUGAGUAUUCUUGUGAUUCUGCAGAAGUGAUGAAAAAAAGGAACAUUGCACACAAAGAAGAAGUAGACAAAUCAUUGGAAGAGUCCAAGGAGAAAAUUCACAAUCAUCUGGCUCAUGAUGACGAUGAACAAAACAUGUCUAGUGAAAAUGAAGAAGAAGUAGUUAAAUUAUCAAUAUACUCAAAGGAGAAAAUUUGCAAUCAUUCAAGUGAUGAUCAAUAUGAUAAAGUUAUUAUGUCAACUGAAAAUAAAGAGGGAAACACAUCAUCAACAGAAACAAAGGAUAAAAUCAACCAUUAUUUUCAUGAGAGUGAUGAUGAGAAUAAUGAUGAAGAUGAUGAUGAACAAAUUUUGUCAAGUGAAAAAGAUGAAAAAUCAUCAAGAGACACAAAGAAGAAAAUCAUCAAUCAUCUUACACCUGAUGAUGAUGAUGAUGAUGAUGAUGAUGAUGAACAGGAUGUGUCAAGUGAAAAUGAUGCAGAGGAAGAUAAAAUAGUAGAUGGACAAUUGGACGCCAGUCACUUAGUAGAGGAAAAGAAAUCUUUCAUUAAAAAUGCUGUUGGUGUGAAGAAAAGUGAAGGAGAAAAACAGAAUAGAAAAUUAUUGAUGUCAUCUGAGGAUGAUUCCUAUAAUUCUGUGAAUUGUGAAUCUGAGAUGAAUCAGCUCAUAGAGGAAGUUGAUGAUCUGAAACAUAAUGGAGAACUAUCUGCCCAAUCACAGGAGGUGUUAGAAGACACUGGAGAAUUAUCUAUCCAAUCACAGGGAGUGUUAGAAGACAAUGGAGAAUUAUCUGUCCAAUCACAAGAGGUGUUAGAGGACAAUGUUUACAUUUGUAAACUCUGUAAUAAGACCUUCUCUCGUAAAAGCACUUUCCAGUCUCACAUGAGAAAGCACAAAAACAAAGAUCGAUAUAAGUGUGAAACUUGUGGAAAGUGUUUUGAUCGCCGGGCGAAUCUAGAGGGACACAUCCGCAUACACACAGGAGAGAAACCCUUCAUGUGUAGCGUGUGUGGUGAAGCUUUCAAUCAGACAUCAACGUUACAGGGUCACAUGCGAGCACAUACAGGGGAUAAGCCAUACAUCUGUACAGAGUGUGGCAAAGGUUUCAGCCACUCCAGUGAUCUGACUAGGCACGUUCGUAUUCACACUGGUGAUAAGCCGUUUGUAUGUGACCACUGUGGACGAUCGUUUGCCCAGUCUUCUUCUCUGAACAGACACGUACAGAUACACCUGGGCGGGCAGAUAAAGCCUUACCAGUGCGAUCAGUGUGAGCAGGCCUACACGUACGCACACCAGCUUCAGAUCCACAAACGGACUCACACUAACUACAAGCCACAUCAUUGCCACAUCUGUGGAAAAGCCUUCAACCAGGUUAAAUACGUCACCAAGCAUAUCCGCACACACUCUGACGUGAAGCCCUUUGUGUGCUGUAUUUGUGGGAAGGCGUUCACUGACUCGGGCUUUCUACAGAGACACAUGAAGAUACACUCGGGUGAGCGUCCACACAGGUGCGAGGUCUGCGAGAAGACGUUCGUUCUCAAAGACAGCUUGAGAAAACAUUUCCGCCGCCACACUGGGGAACGACCGUAUAAAUGUGAGGUUUGUGAUAAGGCUUUCGCUGACUCUUCUGCUUGUAGGAGACACGCCAAAAAACAUGAACAACUCUUACCCACAUCAGAUGGUGUGGAAUAAAGCCAUAUUGUGUUAACACAGAUCUGUGGGGAUGAUAUGACAUGGUGUCAUAUUGGUGUGAAAUUGACAUUGAUCUGUGUGAACUGACAUUUUUUGUUGAUGUCAAUUUGUGUGGAAUGUCACAAUAUUGUUUUUGGCAUUGACCCAUGUUGAUUAACAUGACACUGUACCCAUAAUCAAUCUGUGUUGAUAAAUAUACAUGUAGUAAGUUAUGCAUUUUAUCUUCAUCAAUCAGUAUCAUUUAAGGUAGUACAAAACACCCCUGGAU
This is a messenger RNA of Saccostrea cuccullata (small rock oyster), 2471 nucleotides long. Its product is annotated as zinc finger protein 436-like. The record is from RefSeq and is a predicted model, not a curated record. The coding region runs from base 494 to 2203 and encodes 569 amino acids. Gene Ontology annotation, biological process: regulation of DNA-templated transcription. Gene Ontology annotation, molecular function: RNA polymerase II cis-regulatory region sequence-specific DNA binding; DNA-binding transcription factor activity, RNA polymerase II-specific. NCBI's taxonomy places the organism in Eukaryota, Metazoa, Mollusca, Bivalvia, Ostreida, Ostreidae. The transcript has 2 exons.